Penicillium chermesinum is the source of this 1647-nucleotide messenger RNA. RefSeq lists its product as uncharacterized. NCBI's taxonomy places the organism in Eukaryota, Fungi, Ascomycota, Eurotiomycetes, Eurotiales, Aspergillaceae. The transcript has 2 exons. The record is from RefSeq and is a predicted model, not a curated record. The coding region runs from base 1 to 1647 and encodes 548 amino acids.
AUGGAGACGGAACCCGAUCCAUCAACCUCAACUUCGACCCCCUCCGCACCCUCCACUCCUUUGACCCCGGCCAUAAACCCCAUCCUCGAUGAAGACAAAUACCGAGAGGAAGUCCUUCUCUCCCCCUCCGCAGAGGCAGAGCAAGCGCGGGCGCAACAGCUCUACCAUGAAGCCCUGCAGCUAGGGCUGAAGGUGCCGGGAGUCCGCGCGUCGGGAUCGUUGUCUGCUUCCGGAUCCGGGGUGGUGGCCGAUAUUUCGUCGCCUAUUUUGUCUUCAGGGUCUUCCACCGACCGAAACUCGGUUUUUGAAGACACCGACCAGACCAUUGGACCUGUCUCGCCCUCUCAAUAUGACCAUGUGGCCUCCUCUAUUUCGCAGAUUACUAUUGAUUCCGGUGCAAAGCCUGGGAGUACUCGAUCAAUGGCCUCCGCUUCGACUCGGCCCACUUCAUAUUAUUCUAUCGACAGCCAUACAGCCCCCGGGGCAACCCCCGGGGGGCUUGGAUACGAAGAUGCAUUGCGGCAACGGCGCAAUCGAAACUCACUGCUUAGUGUAGCUUCAGCUGAUAGGCAAGAGAAGCGGCGUAGCAGUUUUCGAUCUGCGCUGAGUCGGAUUCAUUUUCGCAAAAAGCGUACACCCGUACCUCCAGUCCCAAAUCUCCCCCCGGAUGUGCUAGCUAUGUAUAGCGGGGGACAGGACGGUGGUGAGCAUGUCCGUGUAGAUGGACAGCCAAGGCCCCGCACAAGCCACGCCGAUGAUUCGGAUCGAACGAGGACUCCGAGGCCACAUCCUACAGUAUAUGACAAGGAGGCACUUCAAAGGAGUUUAGAUCACCCGCAGUUGAAAGAGAUGCAGGAACUGCAUAAGAUGGAAAUGGAGAGGCAUAUGGAGUUUGAAGAGGCCGCUCUUCGCAUCCUCCGGCGCCGACAUGAGACCAUGAUUACUGAAAGAGAAUCCCUCAACGAGCGUGAGGAGGAUGAGAAGCGCGAAAAGAAUCUCGACGACACUGUUAAUAUCGAAGAACGUCAGCUUGCCGUGGAAAUGGAGCAGGAGCGGGAGUUUGAACGGGCCAAGUUGAAUUCCCGCACUCGAAUUAAGCAUAUGGAAGGUUACUUUCGCAAUGCAAGUCCGCCGCCCUCACCUGCAGGAACGAGGGAUCGCUCUUCGGAAUCAUUUUCCUCUGAGACAACAGACAGUACCGCGCCCACCCGCCGAUUCACCCAACAGCAGCGCGAGCAGCUGGAGCAACAAUACCACGACCACAAAGCCAUGGACCAUCUCCACGAGGCUCGGAUCAAAGUCUUGCGUGAUCGUCAAGAAAAGCGACUGCGAGAAGCGGUAGCGCGAAUGGAGCGCGAACUUGAUCAAUUGAUCAAACACAAUAUCCAGAAGCUGCAAGAUCUACAGAGCGAGCUCCACGAUAAAGAAAUGUCUCUGAUAGAUGCUCUUGAUGCCAAGAAAACGGAACUGCAGCAUCGGUGGCACUUGGAAGAAGCCGUUCUCCGCCGCAAGCUGGAAGUCGAGAGUGGACUGCCUUACGGCCCGUUGCCUCAGCUCUCUUUUGACAAGCACCCCGAAACUCGUGACUCUGCCAUCUGCGUGCAGGAAGGCGAAGCUGAAGAUCCCCCUGUUGAGCGGAGCAGCUGA